This is a messenger RNA of Zasmidium cellare ATCC 36951, 492 nucleotides long. RefSeq lists its product as uncharacterized. Lineage: Eukaryota; Fungi; Ascomycota; Dothideomycetes; Mycosphaerellales; Mycosphaerellaceae. Gene Ontology annotation, molecular function: peroxiredoxin activity. The record is from RefSeq and is a predicted model, not a curated record. Bases 1 to 492 code for a protein of 163 amino acids. The transcript is spliced from 2 exons.
AUGGUCGUCGAAUACAGUCCCGAAGAAAUCAAAAAAGCCCACGAGGUCCUCUACAAUGAAGGCAUCAAAAUGCGCUACCAAGUCGCCGGCAAAGAAUACGUCGACGCCGCCCUAGCCAACGCAAAGAACCCCUUCGCAAUCGCCAUGCAAGAAUACGUCUCCGAAUCCUGCUGGGGCUCCAUCUGGACGCGCCCCGGCCUCCCCCUAAAAGUCCGCUCCUUCCUCAACAUCGCCAUGCUCUGCAACCAGAACCGCUCGACCGAGCUCGCCACGCACGUCAAAGGCGCGCUGAACAACGGCGCGAGCGAAGAGGAGAUCCGCGAGGUGAUUUUGCAGGCGAGCUGUUACUGUGGGAUGCCCGCCGGGAUUGAAGGGUUUCGGGUGGCGUGGAAGGCCGUGCAGGAGUGGCAGGAGCAGAAGAAGAGGGAGGGGACGAGUGUGGGCGAGCAUACGGAUGUUGGGGUUGCGGAGAGGGUUAAGGGGGAUGAUUAG